Molecule: messenger RNA, 1020 nt
Organism: Impatiens glandulifera
Lineage: Eukaryota; Viridiplantae; Streptophyta; Magnoliopsida; Ericales; Balsaminaceae
Product: ribulose-phosphate 3-epimerase, cytoplasmic isoform-like
Exons: 8
Coding region: 207-875 (222 amino acids)
Biological process (GO): pentose-phosphate shunt; pentose-phosphate shunt, non-oxidative branch; carbohydrate metabolic process
Cellular component (GO): cytosol
Molecular function (GO): D-ribulose-phosphate 3-epimerase activity; metal ion binding
Source: RefSeq, a predicted model, not a curated record
AAGGGAGAAUUUGGGCCGAGAAAUGAAGAAGAAGAGUAGGUGAGAAUCGCUAUUUGAAUUCCUUUGCCGACGAUUUUACGACGUCGUCUCAACUUCGUAUCCACGAAGAAAUCGGAAGCUUGUUUUUAGGUUUUUGUUGUUUAGGAUCGAUCGAUCGAUCAAUUAUCCGAUUUCCAAACUCUACCCGCCGCCGCAUCAGGAAAAUCAUGCCGGACGCCAAAAUUGCGCCGUCGAUGCUUUCCUCAGACUUCGCUAAUUUGGCCUCCGAGGCUCAACGCAUGAUCCAAUACGGCGCCGAUUGGCUCCACAUGGACAUCAUGGACGGGCACUUUGUCCCCAACCUCACCAUUGGAGCUCCUGUUAUCCAGAGUCUUAGAAAGCAUACAAAGGCAUAUUUAGAUUGUCACCUUAUGGUGACAAAUCCCCUUGACUAUGUAGAGCCAUUAGGGAAAGCUGGUGCUUCAGGUUUUACAUUUCACGUGGAGGUGUCAAAAGAUAACUGGCCAGAGCUUGUGAAGAAUAUAAAGUCUCAAGGUAUGAAACCUGGUGUGGCACUAAAGCCUGGAACUCCUGUUGAAGAAGUAUAUCCACUGCUUGAUGGUGAGAAUCCUGUGGAGAUGGUUCUUGUAAUGACGGUUGAACCUGGAUUCGGCGGGCAGAAGUUCAUGAUGGAAACUAUGGAUAAGGUGAGUACACUGAGGAAGAAGUAUCCAUCUCUCGAUAUAGAGGUGGAUGGAGGAUUAGGACCUUCAACCAUUGGUGCGGCAGCUUCAGCCGGAGCUAACUGUAUCGUAGCUGGAAGCUCGGUGUUCGGAGCUGAUGAGCCUGACCAAGUUAUAUCUCUUUUGAGAAAGCACGUUCAGGAAGCCCAGUGAACUGAAACAAUCAAAUUAUGUAUGGUAUUUUACUUUUCAAUUUUGUGCUUUUUGAGUGUCAGUUGAAAUAAGCAUGAAUCAUGAUCAUCAUUUGUGAAAGGAUUAUUUAAAUGAUUCAGUUUUUUAUUUUUGUCUAUUUAUUGGA